Molecule: messenger RNA, 1386 nt
Organism: Aspergillus viridinutans
Lineage: Eukaryota; Fungi; Ascomycota; Eurotiomycetes; Eurotiales; Aspergillaceae
Product: glycoside hydrolase family 71 protein
Exons: 3
Coding region: 1-1386 (461 amino acids)
Biological process (GO): mating projection tip cell wall disassembly
Molecular function (GO): glucan endo-1,3-alpha-glucosidase activity
Source: RefSeq, a predicted model, not a curated record
AUGGAGUUGUGGACGUUACUCGGGCUGUUAGCUACGAUCAGCCAUGUACAGGCGAAAGCCGUAUUCGCUCAUUUCAUGGUAGCGAAUGCCAUCAACUUCACGCAAGAAACAUGGAUCAACGACAUCUCCGCCGCGCAGGCCGCGCACAUUGACGCCUUCGCCCUGAACCUCGGCUACGGCCUGCACAACUACGAGCUCAUCCUCGAUGACGCCUUCACCGUCGCCCACCAGCACAACUUCAAGAUGUUCCUCUCCUUCGACAUGGGCCAGGCUCCCCAAUGGCCCGCCGACGAGAUCGUCCACGUCAUCGACAACUACGCCACCGGCAGCGCAUACUACAAGCACCACGACGACAAGCCGCUCGUCUCGACCUUCGAAGGCGGCCAGAGCGCCGACGUCUGGAAAGACGUCAGGCACAACGCCCAGUCGGACUUCUUCUUCAUCCCCGAGUGGUUCUCACUGGGGAUCGAGGCCGCAUCCAGCAGCCCCAUCAUCGACGGCCUGAUGAGCUGGCAGGCGUGGCCGGCCGGCGCGCACGACAUGAACACCACGCUGGACGAGGAGUACAUCGCGGCGCUGGACGGGCGGCCGUACAUCAUGCCCAACUGGGCCUGGCGCGGGGACGAUCUCUGGUUCGACCGCUGGCAGCAGGUGCUCGAGCUGGCGCCCGAGUACGUGGAGAUCAUCACCUGGAACGACUACAGCGAGUCGCACUAUGUCGUCCCCAUGCACGAGGACGACCUGGGGAUUUUCGCUGUGGGGGAUGCCCCCUUCAACUAUGCCGAGGGGAUGCCGCAUGAUGGCUGGCGGGAGUUUCUGCCGUAUGUGAUUGAUUUGUACAAGAGUGGGGGAAAGAAUGCGAGUUUUGACAAGGAGGGGGUGGUCUCGUGGUACCGGCUCAAUCCGGGCUCUGCGUGUAUGAGUGGGAAGACCACGCCGGGCCAGCUGGCUUCCGAGGGGACGAACACGACAAGCCCGAGAACCAUCAUGCAGGAUAGGAUUUUCUACUCGGCGUUGCUGGAGUCGGCGGCCGACGUGACGGUGAGUAUUGGCGGGGCCAACAAGACGGGGAGCUGGGCGGAUACGCCCAGUGGGGAGAAAGGGCUGUAUCAUGGCAGUGUACCCAUCGAUGGGAAGACGGGGGAGGUCGUGGUGACCCUGUCACGGUCUGGCGAGCUGAUUGCCCAGAUGAAGUGCCAGGCCAUCAGUACCGACUGCCGGAAGAAUCAUGGAUACAACAACUGGAAUGCGUGGAUGGGGAGUGCAAUGGGCGAGAAGAAUGUGACGUCUGAAAACACUUCAUCUGAUGACAAGAAAAAUGACUCGCAAAGGUCGACGCCGGCGAUGACAUUGUUGAUGGGCUUGGUCUUGUUGGCGCUGGUGUGA